UGUAGAGUAGAAUUAGUGUAACUUUUCCAUACGACCUCCGAUUUAGGUGAUUUUCGCGCCCCCGAGAUCGUAGCAGCGUGUACUUUCCGUUCAUAGCCUUUUUAGAGUUAGUUUCUCCUGUUUAGUGUGUUGUAUUUAGCUGUUUUGUUAUUUCUUUCCGGUGUGUUCUUCGGCUUAGGAGGAGAGCAGAGUGACAGCAUUCAAGACCAAGUUUUCGAAGAUUCUGAGCAGCCAACUUACGAAGAUGGCCCGCACGAGACUGACAGCCCGCAAGCAAGUGGGAGGCUUCACCCCUGCAAGAGCUACCUCAGACGUCACAUGGGCACAUCAGGCACCUGCAGAGUUCCACACCACCGGACUGCAUGCGGGAGAGUUACCCCGCAAACUCUGGUCGAUCCUCAAAGGCUUGGGGUAUCAGGAGGCCCCGGUCUACAAGGGGGUCAGGACGCCACUGAGCAACAAUGGAUAUUCUUGGAUGGUGGAGGUGGCUAUCUACGAGAAGAUCCCAGAUGGCGACGGAUGCAAGGUACGGAGGAUCCAUGCAGCCAUCGCUCCGAGGGAGAGUUUUGCUGCCGGGAUUGGCGAUGCCGCUCGCCAGGCCCUGGCAGUGCUUUGUGCAGAGUACCAUGGCAUUCUUCAGACCACCCCCUACCACUACUACCCUCAGCGGGCCAGUGGUAGCCUGGAAGUCACCUUCGCCCCCUCCAACAGAGAAGGUGAUGCAAGAUUGGUGGAGCAGGUUCGCUUCACGGAUAUCCUGACACGGGAGCUGGACGGAGCCCUCGACGAGUUACACGAUACACACCUGAGGCUCGCCGAAGCUGAAGCAAGAAUUCGAGAUCUGCAAGCAAAGAUGUCAGAGGAUUCGGAGGAGGAGCCAGAGGAGAGGCCUGACCCGGAGCUGCCACACUCUCCUUCCCGCAAGAGGCUCCGCCUGGAAGCUGCUAUACGGAUUUCACCUCAAGAUUUGUCAGAGGGUGGCGACAGUUCCUAG
This is a messenger RNA of Phragmites australis (common reed), 994 nucleotides long. RefSeq lists its product as uncharacterized. The transcript is spliced from 2 exons. The coding region runs from base 245 to 994 and encodes 249 amino acids. The record is from RefSeq and is a predicted model, not a curated record. Lineage: Eukaryota; Viridiplantae; Streptophyta; Magnoliopsida; Poales; Poaceae.